Molecule: messenger RNA, 1206 nt
Organism: Microthlaspi erraticum
Lineage: Eukaryota; Viridiplantae; Streptophyta; Magnoliopsida; Brassicales; Brassicaceae
Source: the annotation of a GenBank genome assembly
AUGAAAGAAGCAAGUGUGAGCACAGUAAUGGGUAGUGCAAAUAUAAUUGAGGGCUCCAGAAGAGCAUGCAUAUUAUUGCCUAUGGGCACGCAAUUUGAUAUUGCUGAUGCAUUAUACUCACCCAAGUCGAAUAGAAACUUAUUGAGUUUCAAAGAUAUUCGCAGAAAUGGAUAUCACAUUGAGACUGUGAGUGAAGGAAAGGUUGAAUACCUUCAUAUUACACGCAUUACCCAAGGUUCUAAAGCCAUUGUAGAAAGGCUACCUGCGUUCUCCACCGAAUUGUACUUUACGAAUAUAAAUACAAUCGAGGCAAAUAUAGCCGUACACCAGAAGUUGGUGACCGGACACCAGAAGUUGUCGGUCGUACACCAGAAGUGUAAUGAAAAUUUCAAUGUUUGGCAUGACCGGUUAGGCCAUCCCGGUAUAGGAAUGAUGCGAAAGAUAAUCAUUAAUUCAUGUGGACACUCAUUACAGAACCAGAAGAUUCUGCCUAAUGAUUUCACAUGUGCUACUUGUGCACAAGGCAAGCUGAUCAUAAGGCCUUCACCAGCCAAAGUAAAUACAGAAUCGAUCAAUUUUUUGGAAAGGAUACAAGGAGAUAUUUGUGGGCCGAUUUACCCACCAUGUGGAACCUUUAGAUACUUUAUGGUUCUAGUUGACGCAUCUACUAGAUGGUCACAUGUAUCCUUGUUAUCAACUCGCAACUUGGCGUUUGCGAGAUUUCUUGCUCAGUUGAUAAGAUUACGAGCACACUUUCCAGAUUUCCCUUUAAAGGCAAUUCGGCUUGAUAAUACUGGUGAAUUCACGUCUCAGACUUUUAAUGAUUAUUGUAUGUCGAUUGGGAUAAGUGUUGAACAUCUAGUAGCUCAUGUUCAUACACAGAAUGGUUUAGCUGAGUCGUUCAUAAAACGUCUUCAGAUGAUUGUUAAACCAUUACUUAUGAGAUCCCAACUUCCUGUGUCUGCUUGGGGACAUGCUAUAUUGCAUGCAGCAACACUGAUUCGCAUCAGGCCAACAAGUAAUCAUAAGUUCUCCCCAUUACAGUUGGUUCUUGGCAAAGAACCAAAUAUCUCCCACCUAAAGGUUUUUGGGUGUACGGUGUACGUCCCGAUUGCUCCACCACAGCGAUCUAAGAUGGGACCUCAGAGGAGAUUGGGAAUAUAUGUUGGAUAUGAUUCUGCAUCAAUCAUAAGGUUUUCUAUCUAA